CCAUGGGCUUAUCCAGCAGCUGGUGCAAUGUCAUCGCCUCGCUAGCAAGCAGCAAACUCCGGAGGGUAUAAACCUGCACUGGGCUGCCGGCGAAUAGCUUCACUAAUGCUACCGAGUAUCGACAGCACUGGCGAAGCAAAGAGAGCCGAAGAGAUGCUUUUGUUGUCGGUUUAAGACGAUACGGAGGGACUGUUUUCACCUCGAAAGGAAGAGGGACACCGCAGUUCGUGGAGUUGAUGUGCAGAAACCUUUCUUUUUGAGCUCUGACAGAAAGCAGCUUGAACUGUAUCCUAUGUACUCUUCAAAAUGGCCAUUUUGCAACAAUUUGGACUACUGCUGUGGAAGAAUUAUCUUCAGCAGAAACGACAAAUCCUUGUAACUCUGGUGGAGAUCCUUCUUCCACUGCUCUUCUCCUGCAUCCUCAUUGUAUUGCGCCAGAAAGUGUCUUUCAAGGAUUACCCAAAUGCUACAAUCUAUGAGAGCUACUCAGUAGAAACACUACCAAGAGAUUGGAGAAACUUACAGCUGACAUAUGUGCCCGGCAACUCCAGCGUGGUGCGUCAGGUGGCAGAGGAUGUGCAAAGAAGCCUGUUCCUAUCCUCAGUGCGUGGUUUUGAGACAGAGGAGCAGUUUGAGAACUUUGUGAGGAAUGACCCUCAAUCAAGAAAUGUGCUGGCUGCUGUAGUUUUUGAGCAUCACUUCACACAUGAUGAUGAGCCCCUGCCCCAACAGGUGAGCUACCACUUGCGCUUUACUUUUUCGCCACGCAACGCCCCGAUCUCGGAAAAGUCUGAGCUGAACCCCAACAAUGACUUAGACUGGCACACACACAGUCUAUUUCCCCUUUUUCAACUGCCAGGACCAAGAGAGAAGCACUACAAGGAAGGGGGAACACCUGGUUAUUACAGAGAAGGCUUUCUGGCAGUGCAGCAUGCAGUGGACCGAGCCAUUAUGCACUCUUACAACAGAACCGCUGCCUCGCACCUGCUACGUCCUAUCAGAGUGGUCAUGUCACGGUUCCCCUACCCUGCUUUUAAAUAUGACGUCUUCAUCCUGGCUAUUCAGAACCAGCUGCCCUUACUACUGGUGCUAAGCUUCACCUACACCUCCCUCAACAUAGUACGUGCUGUGGUGCAGGAAAAAGAAAGGAAGCUCAAGGAGUACAUGAGGAUGAUGGGUCUCAGCAACUGGCUCCAUUGGAGCGCUUGGUUCCUCAUGUUUUUACUCUUCCUCUCCAUUUCAGUGUUUUUUGUUACUCUGCUCCUCUGUAUCCAGGUGAGCCCCAACGGAGCGGUGCUGACCAGCAGUGACCCCACGCUGGUCUUUGUCUUCCUGCUCGUCUUCACCGUGGCCACUAUCAAUUUCAGCUUCAUGAUCAGUGCCUUCUUCUCACGAGCCAAUGUGGCGGCAGCAGCGGGGGGCUUCAUCUAUUUUCUCAGCUAUCUGCCUUAUUUGUUCCUGUGGCCGCGCUACGACUUACUGAGCCAUUCCCAGAAAGUGUCAGCUUGCCUUAUCUCCAAUGUGGCCAUGGCCAUGGGCGCACAGCUUAUAGGAAUGUUUGAAGGCAAAGGUACAGGAAUCCAGUGGUCAAACCUGUUUGAUGCUGUUACGGUGGAUGAUGAUUUCUCCAUGGCCCAGGUUCUGUGCUUGCUGCUUUUCGAUGCUGUGCUGUACGGGAUGGUAGCCUGGUACAUGGAGGCGGUGUUUCCUGGAGAGUAUGGCGUGCCUUUACCAUCGUACUUCUUUUUACUGCCUUCAUACUGGUGCAGCACCCCUCGCAUGGCUUUGGUAAAUGAGAAGGAGGAAGAAGAGGAUGCUGAAAAGGCCAUGAAAGGAGAGUUUAUAGAAGAAGAACCUGCUGGACUCGUGUCUGGGAUAAAGAUUAAACACCUCGCUAAGGAAUUCAAAGUGGGCAACAAGACACGUCAGGCCGUACGAGACCUUACAGUGAACAUGUUCGAAGGACAGAUCACAGUCCUGCUAGGACACAAUGGUGCUGGGAAAACCACAACAUUGUCUAUGCUAACAGGCCUGUUUCCUCCCACCAGCGGUAGGGCUUAUAUCAGUGGUUACGACAUCUGUCAGGACAUGGCUCUGAUCCGACGCAGCCUGGGACUUUGUCCCCAGCACGAUGUAUUGUUUGAUAACCUUACAGUACGAGAGCACCUGCUGUUCUAUGCACAGCUGAAAGGCUACUCCAAAGACAAGAUUCCAGAUGAGGUGGACCGGAUAAUCCGUAUCCUAAACCUCGAGGAUAAGCGACAUGCUCGUUCCAAGACUCUCUCUGGUGGCAUGAAGAGAAAACUUUCUAUUGGGAUUGCUCUCAUUGGAGACUCCAAGGUUGUCAUGUUAGAUGAGCCCACAUCAGGUAUGGAUCCAUCAGCACGACGUGCCACCUGGGACCUUCUGCAAGGGGAGAAACGCGGCCGCACCAUCCUGCUCACCACACACUUUAUGGACGAGGCUGACCUGCUCGGUGAUCGAAUUGCCAUCAUGGCAGGAGGAGAGCUGCAGUGCUGCGGCUCACCACUCUUUCUCAAGAAUAAAUAUGGUGCCGGAUACCACAUGGUGAUCGUCAAGGAUGCUCUUUGUAACGUGUCUGAGAUCACCCGCCUUGUUCACAUGUAUGUUCCCAAUGCCACUCUGGAGAGCAGCGCUGGAGCUGAGCUCUCUUAUAUUCUUCCCAAAGAAAGCACCAGCAGGUUUGAAUUGCUGUUUGCUGAGCUGGAGAUGAACAGAGAGGAGCUGGGCAUUGCCAGCUAUGGCGCUUCAGUAACUACUAUGGAAGAGGUUUUCCUCAGAGUUGGAAAGCUGGUGGACUCUAGUUUGGAUAUCCAGGCGAUCCAGCUGCCAGCCCUGCAGUACCAACAUGAGAGACGCUCUCAUGACUGGACCAUGGAUGAUGCCAGCAGCAUCAGCGGCUUGACUGAUGUCACUGACUUCACAGACAGCGGCACACUCAUCUCAGAAGACUGCUCCAACAUUAAGCUGAACACCGGGGUAAGACUACACCUGCAGCAGUUUUAUGCCAUGUUCCUAAAGAGGGCGCUGUACAGCUGGAGAAACUGGAAGGUGAUGGUGGCUCAGUUCUUGGUCCCUCUCGUCUUCACUGUUGUGGCUUUAUUUGUGGCACGCACCCUUCCCAGUCAUAAUGACGCUCCGAAACUGAGUCUGGGACUCAGUCGCUAUGGUCCCACCAGGGUUCCCGUUUCUCUGCAGUCUGGGGCAGGACCCCUGGCUUCUGCCUGGGCAAGCACAUACGGUUCCCAGCUCUCUGCCCAGCUUGGCGAACUUACCAAUGCUACUGACUUCAACGAUUACAUCCUAACUCAGGCAGACGAAGAAGGAGGCAGUUUUAACGAGCACUGCGUGGUGGGCGCUGUUUUUCGAGGUAGCAGCAACCACUUCGCAGAAGCUACAGCCUACUUUAACAACGAGGGCUUCCACACACCUGCCACAGCACUCAUGAUGGUGGACAAUGCCCUGUUCAAACUCAUAGCAGGGCCGAAUGCUUCCAUCCAGGCAGGCAAUUAUCCCAUGCCACGCAACCUGUCUGAGAGUGCUCAGAACCAGCUCUCAGAGAGUAAGACAGGGUUUGCCAUUGCUAUCAACCUGAUGUAUGGGAUGGCCUCCCUGUCCAGCACUUUUGCCCUGCUGCUUGUAACAGAGUCCUCCAUCAAGUCCAAGCAUGUGCAGCAGGUCAGCGGCGUCUACCUGGCAAACUUCUGGUUUUCAGCCCUGCUUUGGGACCUGGUCAACUUCCUGCUGCCUUGUCUCCUCAUGCUGGUGGUGUUCCAGGCUUUUGGAAUCAGUGCUUUUCUAGAGGACAACCACCUUAUAGAUGUGUUGUUGUUACUUCUGCUGUACGGCUGGGCUGUGGUGCCUCUUAUGUACCUGCUCAGCUUCCUCUUCUCCACUGCUGCUACUGCAUACACACGCCUCACCAUCUUCAACAUGAUCUCAGGCACUGCUACCUUUCUGGCUGUCACCAUCUUGACGAUCCCAGAGUUGGAGUUGCAGCACAUGUCACACUUGCUGGAUAAGGUGUUCCUGAUCUUCCCAAACUACUGCCUGGGAAUGUCCUUCAGCCAGUUCUACCAGAACUAUGAAUAUAUCUCGUUUUGCACCUCCAGUUUAAUGACUGAAUUAAUCUGCAAGCAAUAUAACAUCACAUACCAGCGAAACUACUUCUCGAUGUCAGAGCCCGGGGUGGGACGAUUUCUCGUGGCCUUCUCCGUGCAGGGUGUGGUCUUCAUCAUUCUGCUGUUUGUCAUCGAGCUGCAGUGCAUCCACACUCUCUGGAGACUUUUCACCUCACUGUUCAGGAGGAGCAAAAAGGUACCUAUGAUAACAGCACUGCUCCCAGAGGACAGAGAUGUGGCCGAUGAGAGGAAGCGGGUUCUGGAGUGCCAGCCGAUAGUAGAGUCUAUGGUUGGUAGCCCCCUCAUUCUGCAGGAGCUCAGCAAAGUGUACAGCAGCGGAGAGAGUCUCCUGGCUGUGGACAGGCUGUCUCUCGCUGUAGGAAAAGGGGAGUGUUUCGGCCUGCUGGGCUUCAAUGGAGCAGGAAAGACCACGACUUUCAAGAUGCUGACAGGCGAUGAGAGCGUUACGUCUGGAGAUGCCUUCAUUGAUGGAUACAGCAUCCGGAGAGACAUUAAGAAGGUGCAGCAGCGCAUAGGGUACUGUCCUCAGUUUGAUGCAGUAUUGGACCACAUGACAGGAAGAGAAACUCUGAGUAUGUAUGCCCGACUCAGAGGAAUCCCAGAGAAGUACGUGUCUGGCUGCGUGGAGAAUGUCCUGCGCUCGCUGCUGUUAGAGCCUCAUGCUGAUAAACUGGUCCGCAGCUACAGCGGCGGUAAUAAGCGGAAGCUGAGCGCAGGAAUGGCUCUGAUCGGUGGGCCUCCUGUCAUCUUCCUCGAUGAACCUUCGACUGGGAUGGAUCCCGUUGCCAGGAGGCUGCUGUGGGACGCUGUUACACGCACACGGGAGUCUGGCAAGGCCAUAAUCAUUACUUCUCAUAGUAUGGAGGAGUGUGAGGCCCUGUGCACCAGGCUGGCAGUGAUGGUCAACGGUCAGUUCAAGUGCCUCGGGAGUCCCCAACAUCUAAAGAGCAAGUUUGGCAGUGGCUACACGCUGCUGGCUAAAGUCCAUGUAGAAGCUGAACUGGAGGACAGCGACUUGCUGCUAUUUAAAGACUUCAUUGAAAGCACCUUCCCAGGAAGUCAGCUCAAGGAUGAACACCAGGGAAUGGUGCAUUACCAUUUGACUGACAAAACACUAACCUGGGCACAGGUGUUUGGCACUUUGGAGGCGGCCAAAGAGAAAUACCACAUUGAAGACUACUGUGUGAGUCAGAUAUCACUGGAGCAGGUGUUCCUUAGCUUUGCCCAGUUUCAGCACUGCACACAGAGCGAGAGGAACUAGGUGGAGUGAAGAAUCUGUCCAUCCCAUUGCCCAUUUCCUACACUACGUGCACACGGCCCUUACGCAGGGACUUGCCUCGGUUACACCGCCAGGCGUGAACACAUGCCGGAGGAUGUCUCCAGCGCCGUUUUUAACCUUGGACACGAACACACACUCUGCGGGUCAGUGGCAAACACCAACUUCAGCAUUUCUUUUAUUGUAUCACCCGGAUGUGUCUUUCUUUGGUCACUCAUGCCAUUUGCUGUUGUUUAAAAGUAGAAGAACUGAUUCUGAUUACGACACGAUUACACUGACUCUUUUUAGUGAGGUCAAACAAAGAAAAUUGCAUCACUCAGUAGAUACUACCACUACUAUGAAAUGUGUGUGACAGGGAUUAUUUGUGUGUGUGUUUUAAUUGAGUGUACAGACUGUCAUUUUGUUAUUUAUGAUUUUUAUUACUUCUUGUGUGUGUUCAAAAAUGUGUGCUUUAUUUCGGUGACUGUCAAUCAUUACAAGAGAACGGACCACUCCAGUUGAUUUGAUUGUGUAACUGUCGCACACCUUUGAGCCUUAUCUAACAAGUGAGGGUUCCUGUUUCUUUAUGUCGCCCUUAUGAAGAAGGACUGUUUUUGUUUUUGUCCUUAAGAGCCUCUUAAUGUUGUUGCCAGAUGUACAUAAUGCGAUGUGUUCAUGGUACUAAAACCAUUUACUCAUUUAAAGACUGUUUUGGAAUCAUUAAUGGAUGCAUGCCUAAAAUAGGACUUGCAAAAUGCACGAAACUGGGAGAGCAGAGAGCUGCUAGUGAACAAUAGAAGGCCGUCCAGACUGAGGAUUAAUCCACAGGGUACAUUUAGUCUCUUCUUAGAGCAUUUAGUACAUCUCAAUUUUCAGCUCCUGUGAGGUAACUAUUCAGUUUUAGCUGCCCAACAAAAGUACAGGAACAGUGUGUUACUAUGUGGAUAUCAGCUCCACUGCUUACGUGGAAGCUGUUUAUAAAAAGAAAACCCCCACAAAGUGACGCUGGAGAUUUUACUCGUGCCAUUGUUCUGGUGAAACUCAAAGUCUUUCAAUUCAAAUUGGCCUAGAACACCGAGACUGCAAUGACCUUUAAGGAUGUUUUGAUGCCUUUAUUGUUUUUUCCAUCAGCUGUGCAUUUCACAUGCUGCACCUGUGCAUGUGUAAAGACAGCGACAGAUAGAAUGGGAGCACGCUUCCUGGAUUCAUCCCAGAGUCUGCAAAAGAGACUGAAGACUUUUAAUGUCUUCAAAAACGAUUUCCUACUCAGUCUCCUGCUUUUAUAAUCUGGGAUAAUCACACUGAGUCCUUUAUUUGACAUUCCUGUCCUCAAAGAAACACUUCAGAGAAGUGAAAUGAAUGUAUACCGUCUUACACACAAAAAGCUCUCUGACAGUUGUAUUAACAGCUUGAUAUUAUUCGCAGUGCUUUCUUUAUGCUAAACAAGAGACUGACAUUCCUAAAAAAAAACCCCACUGAUGUGUUGCUUAGAGGUUUUCAAAGGUUUUUACAUUAUAAUUUCUGUGUAUUUGCACAAAUCCUCUUUCAUUAUGUGUGUGACUUGAAAUAACAGCAUUGUUAGACAAGUAGAAAAAUGAUAAACAUUUAAAAGGUUUGCGCUGCUGAUAUUGAAGAAUGUUUAAUGCUGAAAUGUGGUGUAUCAAAUUUAAAAAGGGAAUUUACAUCAUUGUAAUUACUGUACUGUACUAUGCCAUGGGACUGACUUUGUCAACUCUAAAUGUAUCGCUACUCUUUUUAAAUUAAAUAAUGCUCUAUGCAA
Messenger RNA from Pelmatolapia mariae (spotted tilapia), 7198 nucleotides. RefSeq names its product ATP-binding cassette, sub-family A (ABC1), member 3b (gene abca3b). Gene Ontology annotation, biological process: transmembrane transport; lipid transport. The coding region runs from base 307 to 5424 and encodes 1705 amino acids. Gene Ontology annotation, molecular function: ATP binding; ATP hydrolysis activity; lipid carrier activity. The transcript has 31 exons. Gene Ontology annotation, cellular component: membrane; intracellular membrane-bounded organelle. Lineage: Eukaryota; Metazoa; Chordata; Actinopteri; Cichliformes; Cichlidae. The record is from RefSeq and is a predicted model, not a curated record.